AUGGAAGGACAUAGGCCGAUGAUCGGAAAUAGGGAGCCCACGGACACGAGCCCGAUGGCACACGGACACCCCAGGCCAACCACAAAGGAGGAACCCAGGACCCAGUGUCCCACCCCAGGGAAACCAGGAAACCCAGUGGAAACCCAGCAAAAACCCAGGAACCCUGUGUGGAAACCCAGGAAACCCAGGAACCCAGGAAACCCAGUGGAAACCCAGGUGGCCCCAGUGGUCCAGGAAACCAAACCAAACCAGUGUGUGUGUGGACCCAGGAACCCCAGGAACCAGGAAACCCCAGGAAACCAGGAAACCCCAGUGACCCAGGAAACCAAGAAACCAGUGACCGGGAAACCCAGAACCAGGAAACCAGGAACCCAGGUGGAAACCAGGAACCAGGUACUGUCCCAGGAACCAUGGAACCAGGAACCCAGGAACCCAGGUGCUGUCCCAGUGUGGUCCAGUGAAACCAGGGUGACCCAGCACACCAGACCAACCAACCCAGGAACCGGGACCAUACCCACCUCCAGCCUCCCCCACGGCCAGGCGGGUGCUGUUUGGGUGUGUGGUGCCCUGAUCCUGGACCUGCAGCAGCAGGAUCAAGACCUGCAGCAGCAGGUUCAGGAUCAAGACAUGCAGCAGCAGGUUCAGGAUCAGGACCUGCAGCAGCAGGUUCAGGAUCAGGACCUGCAGCAGCUGGUUCAGGAUAAGGACCUGCAGCAGCUGGUUCAGGAUCAGGACCUGCAGCAGCUGGUUCAGGAUCAGGACCCGACCGACCAUCCAGAGACUCUUCAGACCCACAAGCCCCUCCCCCUCCCCCCGCCCCCCCGCUCUCAGGAUUCUUCCUCCUCCUCCGUCCCCUCUGAUCCAGGACCAGCGGGGGGGGAGGGCGUGCUCAGGGCCAACGCUGCCCGCCACAGUAACAGCUCCUACGACGGCGGCCUGGAGCGCACCCACCUCCCGGAGGAGGACCCGCGGCAGGCGGGAUUGUGGGUAAACGGUCUGGCGGGGUCCCGAGGAACGAACGCGACGGCCGGAGCGUUCAGGAGCUCCGAAACGCUCGCCGACGGCCGGACGCGGGCGCCGGCGCGGGCGAAUAACAACGGCCGAGCGGCGGCGUACGGCGAGGUCCUGCUGGACUACGUGUGGGGCAAACAGCAGCAGCUGCAGCGACAGCAGUCCCAGCCCAACAGCAACCGGCAGCCAAUCACGUCGCAGCACCACCACCAGCAGCCAAUCACGUCGCAGCACCACCAGCAGCUGCUCUACAACGGCUGCUCGUCCAAGGGGCCUCAGGGAGCGCCACCAACCUACCGCGACCAGCGCCGAGUCAAAGUGACCCGCACCAAAUCCUGCGGGCCCUUCCUCCCGGUGCAGCAGAGCCAGACCGAUACCCAUAAUCCUCCUCUGUCCGCCGCCAUCCAGCCGGACCCCCACCCCCACCUGCUGCCCCCCCGACCGCCACAGCCGCCGGCGCCCGCCCAGGACGCUCAGCUGGAGGACGCCACCAGGAGCCUCCACAAGGCCCUCGCCCUGGAAGGUCUGAGGGACUGGUACCUGAGGAACACGAUAGGCUCCACCCACCAAAACCAGGCCAACGGAAAGGUCAACACUAAGGCCAACGGGGGGGUCAAAGGUCAGGCCGGAGGGGGAGGAGCUCUGCACGGCAGACGGAGGACUCAUGGCGGCAUCCAGCAGGCGACCUAUCAGACGGAGACUAGUCAUCUCAAAAAGACGCUGCCGCAUUCGGCCACGUUCCACGGACACCCGCUGCACGGCAGGUCUGUGGAAAGCUCUCUCUACCAAGACUCAUUCCCUCCUCAGAAACAGGAAGACCAGCUAUCUCCUGGAACUCUGGUCUGACUCACCGACCAAUCAGGAAGCUGGAACUCUGGUCUGACUCACCGACCAAUCAGGAGGCUGACGUACAGUGACACAGAACCUAUCCCGGGCUGGCUUCCUGGGAUCAACGCCUCUCUGGACUGCUGUGUGUCCUGCGGGUUCUUCAGGAGAACCAGGGGUUACGUCCCAGGCCGUUAAAUUGCAUCCACGUUUCCUUUCCUCAUGUCUCGGUCCGUCCUACCAAGAAAGCAGGAAGGAGAGAGGAAACGAGGGAAUGUGUUUUUAAAGGGAUGAGACUUCUUUUCCUCUGAAGCGUCA
Messenger RNA from Perca fluviatilis (European perch), 2154 nucleotides. RefSeq names its product coiled-coil domain containing 120a (gene ccdc120a). The transcript has 7 exons. The record is from RefSeq and is a predicted model, not a curated record. The coding region runs from base 1 to 1857 and encodes 618 amino acids. Lineage: Eukaryota; Metazoa; Chordata; Actinopteri; Perciformes; Percidae.